Bubalus bubalis (water buffalo) is the source of this 1565-nucleotide messenger RNA. Its product is annotated as alpha-1,3-mannosyl-glycoprotein 4-beta-N-acetylglucosaminyltransferase B-like. The record is from RefSeq and is a predicted model, not a curated record. Lineage: Eukaryota; Metazoa; Chordata; Mammalia; Artiodactyla; Bovidae. Gene Ontology annotation, molecular function: acetylglucosaminyltransferase activity. Gene Ontology annotation, biological process: protein N-linked glycosylation. Gene Ontology annotation, cellular component: endoplasmic reticulum-Golgi intermediate compartment; Golgi stack; endoplasmic reticulum.
GCCCCGGCCCCCCCGGGCCAUGCAGCCUCGGCCCCGCCGGCGCCCACCGCGUACCUGAGGAGAUGAGGCUCCGCAAUGGCGCCUUCCUGACGCUGCUGCUCUUCUGCCUGUGCGCCUUCUUCUCGCUCUCCUGGUACGCGGCGCUCAGAGGCCAGAAAGGUGAUGUGGUGGACGUCUACCAGCGGGAGUUCCUGGCCCUGCAUGACCGCUUGCAUGCAGCCGAGCAGGAGAGCCUCAAGCGCUCCAAGGAGCUCAACCUGGUGCUGGAUGAGAUCAAGAGGGCCAUGUCCGAGAGACAGGCGCUGCGAGAUGGAGAGCAUCGCACCUGGGGCCGCCUACCUGAGCAUCUGCGCCUGAAGCCGUGGAACGUCUCGCACAAGCACGUGCUGCACCUUCCCACUGUCUUCCACCACCUGCCACACCUGCUGGCCAAGGAAAGCAGCCUGCAGCUGGCCGUGCGCGUGGGCCAGGGCCGCACCGGAGUGUCGGUGGUGAUGGGCAUCCCCAGCGUGCGGCGUGAGGUGCACUCCUACCUGACUGACACGCUGCACUCACUCAUCUUGGAGCUGAGCCCGCAGGAGAAGGAGGACUCGGUCAUCGUGGUGCUGAUUGCAGAGACUGACCCACAGUAUACCUCGCUGGUGACAGAGAAUAUCAAGGCCUUGUUCCCUACGGAGAUCCAUUCUGGGCUCCUGGAAGUCAUCUCCCCUUCCCCCCACUUCUACCCUGACUUCUCCCGCCUCCGAGAGUCCUUUGGGGACCCCAAGGAGAGAGUCAGGUGGAGGACCAAAUAGAACCUUGAUUACUGCUUCCUCAUGAUGUAUGCACAGUCCAAAGGCAUCUACUACGUGCAGCUGGAAGAUGACAUCAUAGCCAAGCCCAACUACCUGAGCACCAUGAAGAACUUUGCACUCCAGCAGCCCUCGGAAGACUGGAUGAUCCUGGAGUUCUCCCAGCUGGGUUUCAUUGGGAAGAUGUUCAAGUCGCUGGACCUGAGCGUCAUUGUGGAGUUCAUCCUUAUGUUCUACCGGGACAAGCCCAUUGACUGGCUCCUGGACCACAUUCUUUGGGUGAAGGUCUGCAACCCUGAGAAGGAUGAGAAGCACUGUGACCGGCAGAAGGCCAACCUGCGGAUCCGCUUCAAGCCCUCCCUCUUCCAGCACGUGGGCACUCACUCCUCACUGGCGGGCAAGAUCCAGAAACUGAAGGACAAGGACUUUGGGAAGCAUGCGCUGCGGAUGGAGCACGUGAACCCACCUGCAGAGGUGAGCACGAGCCUCAAGACGUACCAGCACUUCACCCUGGAGAAGGCCUACCUGCACGAGGAUUUCUUCUGGGCCUUCACACCCUCUGCAGGGGACUUCAUCCGCUUCUGCUUCUUCCAGCCGCUGCAACUGGAGCGGUUCUUCUUCCGUAGUGGCAACAUCGAGCACCCAGAGGACAAGCUGUUCAACACGUCUGUGGAGGUGUUGCCCUUUGAUAACCCCCAGUCAGACAAGGAGGCCCUGCAGGAGGGCCAUUUGGUCACUCUGCAGUACCCUCUGAGCCCUUGCUCUAUACAGUAA